AAGGUGGGGCAAAAACAAAAAAAACUAAAAACUUGAAAGUUCUUCGGGGAAGAAGAAGAAGUGAACUCUGAUACGUGUUGAGAGGUUCACUGGCCCGAGUCGUCCCAGUGUUCCAGGCUCCGCGGAGAAAAGUUCGUAGAAAAGUUUUUUGUUCGGUUCGUUUCCCCCCUGACACGAUGUUGACAGGAGACGCAGCAGCCGCAGUCCUCGCUGUGCUCUCGGGCUGCUGAAGGUUCACCUGGGACACGCUUCACUUCCUCGUCCGGACUCGACCGCGGGUGUUUAUGUGUCGUGUCGCGGCUGGUCGGAGGACUGUAGCCGGAUCCCCUGCCGCCGCCCGGACCCGUCGGACCCGUCCGAUCAGUCGGAUCUCUCGGAUCUCUCGGAUCAGUCGGACCCGUCGGAUCAGUCGGAUCUCUCGGAUCAGUCGGAUCUCUCGGACCGCUCCUGCAGACAGGUACUGCGUGCGUGCGUGCAUGUGUGUGUGUGUUUACCGGCCCUAAUGGUAGCAGCUAGAUAACCUCAGCUGUGAGAGGAUCGGACCACCUCACCAUGACGGAGGUCCAGACUCCAUGGCCGCAGGGCACAGAGUGUGUUGCCAGGUACAACUUCAAAGGCACAUCGGAACAGGACCUGCCCUUCAACAAAGGAGACGUGUUGACUAUCAUCGGCGUCACAAAGGAUCCCAACUGGUACAAAGCUAAAAAUUCUGCAGGUCGUGAGGGAACAAUCCCGGCCAACUAUGUUCUGAAAAGGGAAUGCGUCAAAUCUGGGGGCAAGCUCAGUCUAAUGCCAUGGUUUCACGGGAAGAUAACGCGGAAUCACGCAGAGGAGUUGCUUUGCCCGCCUGAAACGGGCCUGUUCUUAGUGCGAGAGAGCACCAACUUCCCCGGCGACUACACCCUGUGUGUGAGCUGCGAGGGCAAGGUGGAGCACUACCGCAUCAUCUACCACAACGGCAAGCUCACCAUUGACGAUGAGGGUUUUUUUGAGAACCUCAUGCAGCUGGUUGAGCACUACACCAAAGAUGCAGACGGCCUGUGCACCAAAUUAAUCAAGCCAAAGCUGGAGGAGGGCACGGUCGCCGCUCAGGAUGAAUUUUCCAGGAGUGGCUGGUCGAUGAACAGAAAGGACCUCAAACUGCAGCAGGUCAUUGGAAAAGGAGAAUUUGGAGAUGUCAUGGUGGGAGACUAUAGAGGGACCAAAGUAGCUGUGAAGUGCAUAAAGAGUGAUGCUACAGCUCAGGCUUUUAUUGCUGAGGCGUCUGUCAUGACGCAACUACGGCACAAUAACCUGGUGCAGCUGCUUGGAGUGAUUGUGGAGGAAGAGGGGAGUCUCUAUAUCGUAACCGAGUACAUGGCCAAGGGCUGUUUGGUCGACUACUUGCGUUCCAGAGGCCGGACAGUACUCGUUGGAGAUGCUCUCCUUAAUUUUGCACUAGACGUCUGUGAAGCCAUGGAGUACCUGGAGGCAAACAACUUUGUCCACCGAGACUUAGCAGCCCGAAACGUUCUCGUGUCUGACGACAACAUCGCCAAAGUCAGUGACUUUGGUCUGACGAAGGAGGCCUCUUCCACUCAAGACACUGCGAAGCUGCCUGUGAAGUGGACAUCACCAGAGGCCCUCAGAGAAAAGAAAUUUUCCACUAAAUCGGACGUAUGGAGCUACGGUAUUUUGCUGUGGGAGAUUUACUCUUUUGGCAGAGUGCCUUACCCAAGAAUUCCAUUAAAAGAAGUAGUGCCUCGGGUGGAGAAAGGAUACAAAAUGGACUGUCCGGAUGGCUGUCCUGAGGUGGUGUACAACAUCAUGAAACAGUGCUGGAACCUAGAUCCUGCUGCUCGGCCAAGCUUUCAGAUGCUGAAGGAGUGGCUCCAACAUAUCACCCAAGGGAGGGGAAAAAAACAGUGAGACAUCUGACAGAACAGAAGCCAAAAGUGACUUUCCUCUUCCUUCAUUUUGACGAUGAAAAAAAAUUUAUCUCACACAGACUGUAUUAUUUGGUAAAGUUCACAACAAAUACGCUUUUCAUGAACUGUUCGUUAUGAAAAAGUUGUGUCAAAAUGUUGGUUCCUUUGAGUCUCAGGUUGUUGAAACUGCAGUGACUCUUCGUUACUGCCUCAGUUGCUCUUGUCUUCUUGCGCUCUGUUAUCAAGAGUGAAUGAUUGACUGUCCUAUCGACGAGUGCUGCCUCAGAGCCAUAGUCUCUUGACCUGUUUUUAUAUUUCCUAUGUCUUUUCCAUUGGUAUCUUUGGUCUUAUUGGUGGAAUCAUUAAUUUUAUGAACUUGUGAACAGCGUUUGACAAAAGUUGACUGAAUCCACGGUAUGGGUUCAAAGAGGGAAAACGCUUCAAAGUGCAAUUUUGAUACGUUAUUACUCGCUUUAUUCAUAUUUUUUUUUGCCAGCCAGGUACACCUUUUUUUUUGCGUGGAUUGGUGAAUGUUAAAUAAAUUUGUUAAAAGGACUCAGUUUAAAUAAUUCUUAUUAUGCAGCUUUAUUUGUUCAAGGUAUAUUAUUUUUAAUAUGCCUACUUAUGGAUCUCUCAAAGACGUCAAAGAAAGAAGACAAGUUUGGACUAAUGUCACCUUUACUACUGAUAUAAUGACAUCAUACAAACUCAGUCAUGUCAUCAUUCCCAUGUACAGAAUUUCCAUCUGAAAAAAAGUUUUAUUUUGAGAAUUUGGGGAUUUAACUGAAAUAAAUGCAUUUUGUAUGUUAUAAGAAAGAAAGGAUGUUAAAAAAUUUACUAUGUUGCUAUUUUCAAAAAUAAAAAAAAAAAUCUUUUGGAAAA
This is a messenger RNA of Scophthalmus maximus (turbot), 2789 nucleotides long. RefSeq names its product tyrosine-protein kinase CSK. Bases 553 to 1908 code for a protein of 451 amino acids. The transcript is spliced from 13 exons. Gene Ontology annotation, molecular function: protein binding; protein tyrosine kinase activity; ATP binding. Gene Ontology annotation, biological process: adherens junction organization; protein phosphorylation; regulation of Fc receptor mediated stimulatory signaling pathway. The record is from RefSeq and is a predicted model, not a curated record. NCBI's taxonomy places the organism in Eukaryota, Metazoa, Chordata, Actinopteri, Pleuronectiformes, Scophthalmidae.